This is a messenger RNA of Linum tenue, 636 nucleotides long. Lineage: Eukaryota; Viridiplantae; Streptophyta; Magnoliopsida; Malpighiales; Linaceae. The record is from the annotation of a GenBank genome assembly.
AUGGAGCCGCCGCCGCGCGAAUUCGGGGAGUGGAUAAAGCGGCGGCACCCGGGCGUUGGGGAAGUGAAGCUGGUGAUCAUGAAGGGGCUGUUCGAGACGGACCUGAGCGUGGGCCACAACCGCCUCUCCGUCCCGGCGAAGCAGAUCGUGGACGCGGACUUCCUGACGGCGGAGGAGGCGGCGCUCCUGAACGAGAAGAGAGGGGAAGGGAUCGGCGUGAAGCUGUACGGGCCCGGGGAGGGGGCGGGUUACACGGAGAUGGUGUUGAAGAAUUGGGAGCUGAAGAAGUCGAAUUCGUACGUGCUGAACAAGGGCUGGAUGUCGCUGGUGAGGAGGUUCCCGGAGGUGUUUCAGAGGAUGGCCAUCGUCCAGCUCUGGUCGUUCCGGGAAGCGGCAGGGGAGCUGGCGUUUCGGAUCACCAAGGUCGGGCAAUUGCCCAAUGAUCGGGCCUCCGGGUCCGGGUCCGGGUCGGGAUCCGGUGUGAAGAGCGAACCCGGGUCGGGUUCGGAUGGUGGUAGCGAUAGCGAUGGUGGUGGUGGUGGUUUGGAUUUGGAGUAUGAGUUGGAGGAGGGUGAGGUGAGGCCGGAGCGGGGCAGGCCGAGGGUGUGGCGUGGAUCGUGUCCGCCGCGGCUCUGA